UCGUCCCCCACAGCCGAUGGCCGGGGCGGCGUCGCGGUGGGAAUCCCGGGGCCUGGGCCCAGCUCACACGGCUCCAUCUGCCCCCGCACCAUGCAGCGAUCCUGCAGCACCCUGCGGGCUGCGCCGCGGCCCAUUGCACCUGCUGCUGCACGGGAGCACCCGCAAUGUCUCUGUGCGGAGGCCGCAAGCACCACGCGAAGCUGCUGCGAAGGUGGCGCCAUGCUCCUGGCUGCGGGUCCUACUGCUGCUCGUGGGUGCUGCGGCCAUGCCAGGAACCAGCGCCGGCUCCCACUGCUACCGGCAUUUCUACAUGGGGGUGUCAGAGCCAGGGCCAGGCGUGCCCGUCUUCACUGCCAUGGGCUACGUGGACGACCAGCGAAUUCUCCACUACGACAGCGAGACACAGAGACAGGAGCCGCGUGGGGACUGGGUGCAGGGGGCCGUCAGCCCUGACUUCUGGGACACGGAAACUUGGACCUUGUGGGACUGGCAGGACAGAUUUGAAUCAAACCUGGUCACCCUGCGGGAUCGCUACAACCAGACCAGGGGGUCUCACACGCUCCAGUUCAUGUACGGCUGUGAGCUCCACGAAGACAAGAGCACCGGAGGCUACAUGCAGUUUGGCUAUGAUGGGGGAGACUUCGUCAGCUAUGACCUGGGAACGCGCACCUGGGUAGCAGAAAUAACACAGGCCCAGGUCACCCAGCGCAGGUGGAAUGAGGAUAAGGCCCUUCUUCAAGAUGCAAGAGCCUACCUGGAGGAGACCUGCAUCGCGUGGCUGCGGCAGUUCCUGCAGCACGGGGAGGCAGCGCAGCAGAGCAAGCGUCCCAUGGCACAGGUGAGCGACAGGCCAUCCCGGGAUGGACGCACCACCCUGGCCUGCUGGGUCCACAGCUUCUACCCCAAGAACAUCUCUGUCGUCUGGCUGAGGAACGGGGAGGCGCAGCCCCAGAAGACGAGCUGCUCGGGGGUCCUUCCCAGCGGAGACGGGACCUUCCAGACCUGGGCCACCAUCGAGAUUGACCCGAGCAGCGACCACGACUACACCUGCAGCGUGGAGCACGUGAGCCUGGGGGCAGCCCUGAGAGUGGCCUGGGACAAGGGCAGGGCGGGUGAGUGA
Alligator mississippiensis (American alligator) is the source of this 1120-nucleotide messenger RNA. Its product is annotated as major histocompatibility complex class I-related gene protein. Lineage: Eukaryota; Metazoa; Chordata; Crocodylia; Alligatoridae. Gene Ontology annotation, cellular component: external side of plasma membrane. The transcript is spliced from 4 exons. The record is from RefSeq and is a predicted model, not a curated record. The coding region runs from base 17 to 1120 and encodes 367 amino acids. Gene Ontology annotation, biological process: immune response.